UAAAGUACCAGUAUCCAUAUUUAACGAUGAUGACCUGUUCAAAGACGAUCCAAAUCAACAAUAUUCUGCUUUAGUGGCUCCUUUACAGCCUACUAAAUAUCAUCCACCUAGCGUUACUGAUAAUGCACGACAGGACCAUAUGAGCAUUUGA
Racocetra persica is the source of this 151-nucleotide messenger RNA. The record is from the annotation of a GenBank genome assembly. Lineage: Eukaryota; Fungi; Glomeromycota; Glomeromycetes; Diversisporales; Gigasporaceae.